GUUCUCUGCUCUGAACAGCAAACUCGAAGGCUAUUCUGAUCUUAUGCUUCUCCAUAGGACGUUUACCUUCCCAACUUCCCGUUAUUACACUUCUGCCACUGUCUUCCAUUCGCCUCUGCAUCUCCUUGAUCUGCUUCAACUCUCGAUUCAUCAUCGUUCCCUGAAACUUGCACAGCAAUCGCACGCUCAAAUCUUAGCACUGGGCUUUGGCCAAAACGCUUUCCUUUACACUCGACUCGUUUCUGCAUACUUUACAUGCGGAAAUUUAUCCAGCUCAAGACUCGUCUUUGACUCCAUUUCUCUCAAGAGUAUCUAUCUCUGGAACUCGUUGAUUAAUGGGUAUGCCAAGCAUCACGACUUUGAUGAAGCCUUUGCGUUGUUCCACGAAAUGAUUCGUACUAAUGUUGUGCCGGAUGACUAUACUCUUGCUACACUUUCCAAGAUUUCCGCUGAGACUGAGGACUUGAUUUCUGGGAAAUUGAUUCAUGCCAAGAGUGUAAAUAUUGGGUUUGUCUCGGAUGUCGUUUUAGCCAAUUCUCUGAUGUCAAUGUACUGCAAAUGCGGGGAAUUAGGUGAAGCUAGGAAGCUGUUCGAUGAAAUGGCUCAGAGGAACCUUUCUUCUUGGAAUGGUAUCAUUGCAGGAUGUGCUGCCUCAGAGGAUUGUGUGUCCCAUUUAGAUUUAUGGAAUUAUUUUCGGCGAAUGCAAAAUGAAGGGUUUAAGCCUAAUGCUUAUACAAUUGCAAGUGUCCUGCCUGCGUGUGGUAGCAAUACUGGGAGAUGGGAUUAUGGGAUGGAACUUCACGGUUUUCUUGUGAAGAAUGAACUGGAAUUAAAGAUGGACUUAGAUGUUCAUAUGGGGUCGUCUUUAAUAGAUAUGUACUCGAGAAGUAACAGAGUCGCUUACAGCAGACGGGUAUUUGACCGAAUGAAGUGCAGAAACGUAUACGUGUGGACGGCAAUGAUCAAGAGUUAUGUACAAAAUGGAGCACCCGAAGAAGCAGCGUCUCUUCUACAUGAAAUGCAAGUGGAAGGAGGGAUUCAGCCCAACAAGGUAACUCUAGUGAGCGUGCUUCCAGCUUGUAGCUCGCUUGCUGGAUUAACCGGAGGGAAACAAAUUCACGGUUUUGCAAUUAAAAUGGAUUUGAAUCAUGAUGUUUCCUUAUGUAACGCGUUGAUUGAUAUGUAUUCUAAAUGUGGGAGUUUGAGUUAUGCACGACGGGUAUUUGACAAUGGCGCUUUCUACAAAGACUCCAUUUCCUGGAGUUCAAUGAUCUCUGCAUAUGGAUUACAUGGGAGGGGGGAGGAUGCUGUCAAUAUGUAUUAUAAAAUGCUUCAGCUAGGAGCCAAGCCAGAUGUGAUAACAUUGGUCGGUGUUCUUUCAGCUUGUAGCAAGUCAGGAUUGGUAGACCAAGGCCUUAGUAUCUAUGACUCAUUCAUAACUAAGUAUGGAAUGAAACCAACAGCCGAGAUUUGUGCUUGUGUGGUGGAUAUGUUAGGUCGAUCAGGUCAACUUGAUGAAGCCAUGAAAUUCAUUAGAGAAAUGCCCAUAGAGCCCAGUGCAAGUGUUUGGGGAGCUGUUUUAAGUUCUUCCAUAAUGCAUGGGAAUUCAGUGACUAGAGACCUGGCUUAUAGGUUUCUGCUAGAGCUAGAACCUGAAAACCCAUCAAAUUAUAUCUCACUGUCAAAUUUAUAUGCUUCUCACAGAAGAUGGGAUGUUGUUGCUGAAAUGAGAACAAUGAUGAAAGAGAGAGGUUUAAGAAAGGUCCCAGGUUGCAGUUGGAUAACAAUUAGCGGUAAGACUUGCUCAUUUUAUGUUGCUGAUAAAGCACAUCCUUCUUCAAGUUUGAUCUAUGAAAUUCUGGAUGACCUCUUAUCAGUAAUGAAAGGAAAUGGUUGUUUGGAUAUUGAUAUUCUCACCGAGAUCUCCUGAUAUUGGAGGGAUGACAGUCUUGGGAGCAAGAGUAUUUAUAUCGCUGGUGUAGCUUGGAUGCUUGGCCAUCUCAAGAAUACUGACUUUUUAUUGACAUUACAUUAUUUAAAAUCAAUUAUGAUGAAUGGAUACUAUUUUGAGUGAAAACUGAGUUGAGGUUG
This is a messenger RNA of Neltuma alba, 2091 nucleotides long. RefSeq names its product pentatricopeptide repeat-containing protein At3g12770-like. The transcript has a single exon. Gene Ontology annotation, biological process: RNA modification. Bases 44 to 1930 code for a protein of 628 amino acids. The record is from RefSeq and is a predicted model, not a curated record. Lineage: Eukaryota; Viridiplantae; Streptophyta; Magnoliopsida; Fabales; Fabaceae. Gene Ontology annotation, molecular function: protein binding; RNA binding.